This is a messenger RNA of Lasiodiplodia theobromae, 627 nucleotides long. RefSeq names its product MYB DNA-binding domain protein. The transcript is spliced from 2 exons. The record is from RefSeq and is a predicted model, not a curated record. Bases 1 to 627 code for a protein of 208 amino acids. Lineage: Eukaryota; Fungi; Ascomycota; Dothideomycetes; Botryosphaeriales; Botryosphaeriaceae.
AUGGCAGCUGCCCCGGAGUCUUCCGCAUCCGACUCUAUUUACGCCCAAGUCGACAACUACCCGUGGGACACCGACACAGAGUUCCAAAGCGGUCUCGGAGCUAUCCUAGGCUCUACUGCAUCUUCAGAACAAGCAGUAGAGCUGUCUCUGCGCGCACGCUGCUUCUACUACUCCCGCAAGUUCAACACCUCGGUCGACUUCGACGCCUACAAAGCCUACCGCGCCAGCGCGCCCUCUCCCUCCGCAGUCCCCACCACCGCACCCAACGGCCUCGCGCCCGCCGCCGACCUCCCCGCGACGCCCUCUCCCGGCCAGACGCCGCCGCUCGGCUCGACAGCGACGUUCCCUUCCGCCGCACCAACGACCUCCACGCCAGCUUCCGCACCACCACCAGCCGCAUCCGCUGAAGGCGAGCAACAAGGCGAAGCGCCGUACCCGACGUCCUUCGCGCACAUCGUCGAGCUGAUUACGUCGGGACAGCCGAUUCCGGGUAUCAAGGAGAUCCCGGACACGGUGCUCGAGGGCCAAGGGUCGGCGAGCACGGCGUCGAAGCGCAAGAAGCCGUGGGAGAAGGACGUCGGCGUUGCGGCUGGGUCGCCGGAGGCGGCGGCGGCUGCUUCGCAGUGA